Cloeon dipterum is the source of this 423-nucleotide messenger RNA. RefSeq lists its product as uncharacterized. The record is from RefSeq and is a predicted model, not a curated record. Lineage: Eukaryota; Metazoa; Arthropoda; Insecta; Ephemeroptera; Baetidae. The transcript is spliced from 3 exons. The coding region runs from base 1 to 423 and encodes 140 amino acids.
AUGUGGUCGUUGACCGCCAACGAUGUCGAUCGCAUCCUUCUGGAAAGAAUCAAGUUUGUCGAUGUGCCUGAAUUCUUCACGUGGGAUCGCAAGGAGCGCAAGUGGAACGCCAGGAAGCGCCAGAGAAUCAGAAUGCUGGGAAACCUUUAUCCCGUCUCUCCAAAACACGUGGAGAAAUGCAGGCUCCGCGCUAUUGUUCAGCACAGGCCGUUUAUUACGAGCUACGAAGACACAAGAACAGUUGAUGGCGUCGAGCAUCAGUCCUUCAGACAAGCGGCGGUCGCAAUGGGACUCGCCAGAGACGACCAAGAGCAUAGGAACGUCCUGGAGGAAGCUAAAAUGGGCGCAACCCCAUUUUCAAUGAGUGUUGUUCUUGAUGCUUUAGCUCCAUGCUGGCCCUGCGCAGCCAAAAGAACUUUUUGA